UGUUUGGUUCUAUAUAUAGCUGGUUGAUGUCAGCGGGAUGCCAGUCUCUUUGAAGAGGAUCAGCCCCCAGUUUAUCUCGGUACUUGGUACCAUGCAGACCCAAGCACAAGGAUAGAAACCACCCAGGACCAGGCGGGUCAUCCCCAUUCAUAACUAACUCCAGAAACUUCAUCAAAAGGGUUGGGAUUCACUUUUUUUCUGCACCACAAAGCCUAACAAUAGGCAAGGAAAACCUCAUCUGACAAUCGCAAUGUUAUCACAUUCUGCCAUGGUUAAGGAGAGGAAACAACAAGCAUCAGACAUUAUGGAUGAAAUACGCAGAAAUGAAUCACUCAGCCUAGAUCUUGGAAAGAAAGUCAGCAUCCCCAAAGAUAUCAUGGUAGAGGAAUUAUCAACACUCAGCAACAGAGGUGCAAGGCUAUUUAAGAAGCGUCAAAGGAGAUCUGACAAAUACACCUACGAAAACUAUCAUUAUGUAACAAACAAGCCAAGGAACCGUGGUGAACCCAUACAGAGUGUUAAACUGGAAACUAUGAGUGUGGAUAGUGUCCAACAGCAUGCACCAAUGACACCUCCUAAUACACCUGACCCCCGGAGCCCACCGAAUCCUGAAAACAUUGCCCCAGGAUAUUCUGGACCACUGAAAGAAAUUCCUCCUGAAAAGUUCAACACUACUUCUGUGCCAAAAUAUUAUCAGUCACCCUGGAUAGAAGCUAUCAGAAAUGACCCAGAGCUGUUGGAGGCUUUAUACCCUAAACUGUUUAAGCCUGAAGAAAAGCCAGAGCUGCCUGACUACAGGAGCUUUAACAGAGUUGCCACUCCAUUUGGUGGUUUUGAGAGAGCCUCGAAGCUGGUUAAAUUCAAGGUACCAGAUUUUAAUCUAUUGCUGCUAAAUGAUCCCAGGUUCAUGGUCCUUGCAAGCCCUUUGUCCAGCAGGAGGUCCUUCAAUAGGACUCCUAAGGGAUGGGUGUCUGAGAAUAUUCCUGUAGUGUUCAUCCAGCGUUCUGAUUCCAAUGCUGUUCCAGAAACGGAUGACCUGUGAAUGAGAAGCU
Molecule: messenger RNA, 1052 nt
Organism: Gavialis gangeticus (Gharial)
Lineage: Eukaryota; Metazoa; Chordata; Crocodylia; Gavialidae
Gene: MYOZ2
Product: myozenin 2
Exons: 6
Coding region: 251-1042 (263 amino acids)
Cellular component (GO): Z disc; actin cytoskeleton
Molecular function (GO): actin binding; FATZ binding; telethonin binding
Source: RefSeq, a predicted model, not a curated record